This is a messenger RNA of Suillus plorans, 525 nucleotides long. RefSeq lists its product as uncharacterized. The transcript has 3 exons. The record is from RefSeq and is a predicted model, not a curated record. Bases 1 to 525 code for a protein of 174 amino acids. Lineage: Eukaryota; Fungi; Basidiomycota; Agaricomycetes; Boletales; Suillaceae.
AUGACUGGCGGCCAGGGACUCAGUGUUGUGGAAAUACAAGAGAUCCAAAAGUCACUUGCUGUAGCCCUAGGCCAUGAUGAGGAUGAGACUGGCACAUCUGAGCUCGAGACAGAUGAUGAUGAGAAUGACACAUUAUCAGAUCUCCCAUCAUGCCUAAUCACUUUGAAAAGCAUCAGGGAUGAGAUGCUGGCGCUAAUUAAAGAACCCUGUGCAUUUAUGGAGAGUCUCCUCCUUCAGCAUGUCAAAAGCUUACCCGAUGAUGUGUAUGGCAAGGGUGACACCUUAAUCAUCCAAAAUGCAAAAACUGAGGUUGAAUGCUUACUCUGUCGUGCGACUUACACCCAGGAUCAAACAUCAUUUUUCGGUGGAAUCUUAGCCAACUCUCAUGUUACUGAAUCAGUCUCCCGUUUCUUAAGCACUACACUUGCUUACAUAGACAAUGUCCAGUAUUUUUUGAAAAUGGAGGGACUUAGUGGCACUGCAACACAAACACAACAACAUGGAGCACGCUGUCUUCUUAGAUAG